AUGUGGAGCGUAACGGCCCCCAGCCCGCAGCGUGAAGGCGGGCAGGCUGCUCCGGGCUGGAGGCAGCUGCCCUGCUGCGGCGUGGAGCUGGGGCAGCUUCUCACGAUAGCCCCCUCCCGAGCGCUGGGGAGCUGUGGGCGCCGCACACUGCUCCAUGCCCACACCGCCCUCAGCGGUGGUGGUUCUCUCCUCCUCUGGCUGGUGUAUGACAGGGAGACGGGAAAGCCGAAGGGCUAUGGCUUCUGUGAGUACCAAGACCAGGAGACGGCCCUUAGUGCCAUGCGGAACCUGAACGGGCGAGAGUUCAGUGGGAGGGCCCUGCGCGUCGACAACGCGGCCAGCGAGAAGAACAAGGAGGAGCUGAAGAGCUUGGGCACAGGUGCACCCAUCAUAGAGUCACCCUAUGGGGACCCUGUUAACCCUGAAGAUGCCCCCGAGUCCAUCAGCCGGGCAGUGGCCAGCCUGCCGCCCGAGCAGAUGUUUGAGCUGAUGAAGCAGAUGAAGUUGUGUGUCCAGAACAGCCCGCAGGAAGCCAGGAACAUGCUGCUCCAGAACCCCCAGCUGGCUUACGCCCUGCUGCAGGCCCAGGUGGUCAUGAGGAUCGUCGACCCGGAGAUCGCACUGAAAAUCCUGCAUCGCCAGACCAGCGUUCCUCCUCUGAUCCCAGGCAACCAGCAGCCAGUGCCAGGGCCGGGCCCUGGACCGGGACCGGGGCCUGGGCCAGGGCCAAACGCCCAGCUGAACCCGCAGAACACCCCCUCGUCCCAGCCACAGCCCAUAGGUGGGAUGCACGUAAACGGUGCUCCUCCUCUGAUGCAGCCGCCCAUGCAGGGAGGAGUGCCGGCCCCAGGACAGAUGGCAGCCCCUGUGCAGGGCCCGGGCCCUGGCCCCAUGGCUCCAGGAGGUGGGAUGCAGCCGCAGGUUGGGAUGCCGGGAGGAGGGCCUGUCCCCUUGGAGCGCGGACAAGGGAACCUGCAGCUCUCGCCCGUGGGACCUGCCAGGCCUGCGUCUAUCGAACGCGUUCAAGUGCCCAUGCCAGACCCGAGGGCCCCUAUGCAGCGUGGACCUCUACCUGCUAGUGGCCCGCCGCCCCGAGGCCUUUUGGGAGAUGCCCCGAAUGACCCUCGCGGAGGGACCCUGCUCUCAGUCACUGGAGAAGUGGAGCCCAGAGGUUACCUUGGGCCGCCCCACCAGGGAGCCCCUAUGCACCAUAUGCCUGGUCAUGACAGCCGUGGCCCCCCCCAUGAGAUGAGGGGGGGACCCAUGGGAGAACCCCGACCACUGAUGGGAGAGCCGCGGGGGCCUUUGAUGGAUGCUCGAGUCGGAAGAGAUCCCCGAGGGCUGGAGCCACGAGGAUUGGAGCCGCGAGGGCUGGAGCCCCGGGUGAUGGAGGCGAGAGCCCUGGAGGCACGAGGCCUGGAGCCGCGGGUCCUGGAGCCACGAGUGCUGGAAGCUAGGGCCAUGGAGGCCAGGGUCAUGGAGCCCCGGGGCCUGGAGCCUCGAGGGCCGGGUCCCAAUCCACGUGGCCCCAUGCCUGGUGGGAUACAGGGUCCUGGGCCACUUAACAUGGGAGCCAGUGGCCCGCAGGGGCCCCGGCAGGUUCCUAACAUGGCAGGGGCAGGCAUGCAGGGAGGACAAGGGGUCCAAGGAGCUGGUCAGCCCGGAGGCUUUAGCCCUGGACAGAGCCAGGUCACUCCCCAGGAUCACGAGAAGGCAGCCCUGAUCAUGCAGGUUCUGCAGCUGACAGCGGACCAGAUCGCCAUGCUGCCCCCAGAGCAACGGCAGAGCAUCCUUAUUCUGAAGGAGCAAAUCCAGAAGUCCACGGGGGCACCCUGA
Messenger RNA from Nipponia nippon (crested ibis), 1836 nucleotides. The record is from RefSeq and is a predicted model, not a curated record. Lineage: Eukaryota; Metazoa; Chordata; Aves; Pelecaniformes; Threskiornithidae.